Messenger RNA from Amoebophrya sp. A25, 7886 nucleotides. The record is from the annotation of a GenBank genome assembly. NCBI's taxonomy places the organism in Eukaryota, Dinophyceae, Syndiniales, Amoebophryaceae.
GAGAAUCUAAGAGUAGGAAUGCUUUUUGGUUCGGUAAGAAGUAGAAUCUUCUCGUAGCGUGUGCUACUACUAUAAUGAUAUAAAAAGUGUGAUUUCGUUAAAAUCUCUACCUAUUACACUUAUGAUUUCUUUACGGUAAAGUCAAUGUCAUCUAAAAUCUUGUUUGCUACUACUUGUUGUUAAAGUUAUCACAAUCAAACAACAUUACUCCUACUCGAGCAACAACUUCUAUCUCUAUCGUUCAUCAACAUGUCAUCCCCCCCGCGGCCUCCAAGUCGAUCUUCAUCUAUCAGGAAUAGCCCUGAUGAAACAAGUACUAGUACACGAAGUACAGGAGCACCUUCCUCCUCGUCUUCUAGUGGCAAGAACCAUGUUCUCCUUGAAGAACGCUUGCCAGGCACAUCAAUCAAUCAAUCAAUCAAAGCAGCUUCAGAAACGACGAAAAGGAUCGAUUAUAAGAAGUACGUACCUGUGAAGUGCACGAUCGACGAAGAAACAACCAUCCGGAGAAACAUCAAAUACAACGUAAGAGACUACUCGAAAAACUGAAAAUAACCGAGUUACUGACUGAAAUAAGGGAGGUAGCUUAACAUCAAGGCUACUCUUCCUUCUCAUCAGUAUCUCGCUUAUUCUGAUCAAUUACUUGCUUAUUUCAGUUUUUCGAAUACCUGGAAGCUAUCUUGAGCUUGACACGGUUCUUUCCUCCAUGUUCUGUUCCUGAGAUCAAUACAUAGACAGACAUACACAUAGAUGUGGAGGAGCAACAACUAGUAUGUAUCUUACGAAAAACAGGGAGAAGCAACAACUAGCAUCUGCUCUUCUAAAAAUCGGAGACCCUGCGCAAAAAGAGAAGAUCAAGGAAAAGUGGCGGCUUUUCUUAUGUGAAAGUCCGACUGCGAAGCAAGCGAAAGAGUGGAACUUCUUCCCCAGUGAUUCAGAAAACGUUAAGGGUAGGUUAAAGGUGCUUUUGUUGCCGCUUGUUAUGGCUCUCUCCCUUAGGUGGGUACAGCCAUACUAACAAGCGGGAAGAUAAACGAACACCAAAAACUUACCUCUAAAAACGAGGCAGGAGAAGGAGUGGGAGCUUCGUCCAAUUCCUCUUCUUCUAUUAAGGAAUGUUACAAUUUCGCCUAUGAUCUGCUAAUAUGUUGAGCAUUCUUGUUAUAUCCAUAAUUACAUUGAUCAUCUUUUCAACUGCAGGAGAACAAGCGAAACUAAGCGAUGCUGAACAAGGGAAUAGAUGAUGAUCAUCAGCAUUAUAUGCUCCUUCGAAUACAUAGAUGAUACGCCAUGAGAGAAACAGAAACCUCCUCUUCUAAAAAUUCCAGCAAAAGUCUUAGUCUAGCCAAGCAAGGUAUCUCCAGGAACCACGCCACAUCUACUAUCAAGGGUCUAAAAAGUCCUCAUCGUGGAAAAGAACAGCUAGCACAAAAUCUUGGAAAAGAACAGCUAAGAAGUCCUCAUCUUGGAAAAGAACAGCAAGAUUCUAGCACCAACAUAAAUACUGAUGAAGAUGCACGACAACGACAACUUGCUGGAAAGCAGCAGCGAGACUCGAGCACCAUGAUGAAUGCUGAUCCACAUCAACUCUCUGAAAAUCGACAGCAAGACCAAGACGUCUCACGAGCCGCGGAAGGAACUGGAAACGUCGAAACCGAUAUAAUUAAUAAAACCAAAAAUAUAAUGGGUGCUGCUGAUCUCAAGAAAAAGAGCGCUAGUACAACUCUCCGUCUCCACAACCUCCACGAUGACCCUUUAUUUGAAGAUGAACAAGAGGAAGAUCACGACUCUGCUGCUGGUGGAGCCGGUCCUCUUGGUUUGCUCAACGAGUACGGUUGUCGAGAGCAGCGAGAAGAUCUUCUUGGCGGUACUGGAAACGGAAAGGUUCUCCUCGACCAGGAGGAUUCUUGUGGAGAGCAAGGUAACAAUGCUGGAGCAGCUGCUCUCGGAGGCUGCGGAAGCACGCAACGUCCUUUCGGAAAAGGAUUGGAUGUGGACAGCCAAGCAAAUGGACACGACACUGCUGGAGCUGGAUCUUCCUCCUUGUCUUCUAUAGGAGGAAAAAAGACACCAGCUCCUCUCUCUGUUAGCACCUCCACGGUCGUGCUAGCUCCACCUCCUACACUCGAAAAUCAUGCUAAUCGUCAAUUAUUGCAGACUGAGACUGGUAACUCUGCUUCUGGUGAUGGGCCGUCUACGUUGCCUGAGACUCCUGAGACUUCUUGUUCUGCUUCUGGUGUUGAUGGUACCUCUACGUCUACGUGUACGAUCAAUUUUGAUCAGCCGAGGGUUAGUCGCAGUGGUCAAGUACCGAUUUGGGGCUGGGAUGGGCAAAGAAUAGGGACUAUUACAUUCAUCAGGGACGCGGCGUUUUCGUUGGAGCUCCACAAAAACGUAAUGGAGAAGACGCAGGAGCUAGACGCCUUACGAGCAUUCCAAACAGGAACCGGUGGCCCUUGUCGUUUCUUUUUAUGAAGAAGAAGAAAAUGGAGAACACUAAUAAAAACACAUUCACAUUCAUCAAUGAUGAUACUUGAAUAGAAAUUGAUUAUAGACUACGUACUUCUAGGAGCACGAGCAGCACCAGCAGCUGCAGUGCAAGAUGAGCAAGAACGGAGCUUCUUCUAAGCCGGUGUCCACAAUGCCGUAGCACCUCAAACUCAGGACUCAAGAGCUUGUAGCUCGUGUAUGAUUCAAUUGCCUGCUCUUGUUCCUCAGCUACUAGUUGUGAAGAGUGAUCUAUUCGAUUCUUCUUCUAAUGCCUUUCAACAAUUCAGCUUUUCUCGGUCGAGGUCCGAUGGCGCAGGCGUUGAUGGAGGACGAAAUCGGAGCGACUGCUACCAGUAGCGUUGUAGAUUCCCGACCUUGGAAAGCCACAGACCCGGAAAUUAAGAGUUGCAACAUCGCAUUCCGCGCCACCCUCAUCUACAAGACUUCAGUCAACGUGUACACCCACUUCAAGAACAGGGCUAGUAAUGAAGCAUGCAUUUAUUAUUUUCAAGUGAAAAACUAAUCGAGGCUUCUCAGAGGAAUGCGAUUUUUGCGUAACUACCUCUAAAGAAGUGGGUGGACUCCUAAGGCUAUGGCUAUUACAUCCUUCUAAGGCUUCUAUGUCUUGGGCAUCUUCGUUUCUUUUUAAAUUUUUCCUCUUCAAUCACAACAUCGUUGCUUCAGAAGUUCUCUCUUAAGAUGAUAUAGGUUAAGGUGUCCGUGGAGAAGUUAUAGUUAUAUCGUUACCUCAAGUAGCGCAUGCUGAUACUUUUCCUCAUCCACCCCUGACCCUAGAGAUAAUGAUAUUCAUUUCGAUUUAUAACAAGUCAAAUUAAUUAUAAGGAAAAGGAAACGAAGGUGAGUGGAUGCUCAACCUCAACAUCUUACUAGCACUUGUUGUACUAGAUAUACGUCUAAGAAGUAGAUGAACAAGGAACAAGUCACAACUCAAAAUAACCGAGUUACUGACUGAAAUAUGGGAGGUAGCUUAACAUCAAGGCUACUCUUCCUUUUCAUGAGUAUCUCGCUUAUUCUGAUCAGUUACUUGCUUAUUUCAGUUUUUCGAAUACAUACUUUCCAUCUAUUUGCUUCUAGCCAAGCGAUACAGCUAAUAGUAGAAGAUGAGUGGCGCGGGACGAAAGAAGGAUGGAGGGACACGGUAGGGAAAGGGGACAACUUUAUGGUCUGUUGUACCACUAAUUAUUUGUAAUAUUUAUUUAUAUUAAUCGAUGUGUAGUAGAUCUAGAUGAUCUUCAUGCUUUGCCUAUUCUGCAUUUCAAUAUGGAGGACUGCUCUUUCUUCGUCCAAUAUCACCAGUGGGCAGUGGCAGUCUGCCAAGAUGAAUCAUGAAAAUUUUCGUCUUCAUGUCGAAUUCUUAUUCUUUGUCCUCCUCCCAUGUUGUCCACCUACGUCACGACAUUAGUAACAACUUGUUUUUCUUUCAUGAGCGUUUGCAAAGGUGGUCAUGGGAGACACUGGCUGAAUCUGAGGGAUCCUUCCAGUGCGGCCCAGCAACUGGAGGACGAUGAGAUGAACGUUGUAGAGACAACGGCAGCCAAAGAGGGCGCGCCGUCCAGGUGCAGCACUAGUGCUUGUGCAAUCUCCACUUCUACAAGCAGUUCUUGUAGUAGUAAAAGCAUGAGUAGUUCAAGUUUAUCUUCUACAACCUGCUCUACGCCGUCGACCACGACCUCUACAUCCAAGGACGACACGUUGACAUUUGCCGCUCAUGUUGCUCAGGAGGAAUCGCGUUCAAGUAACACCAAAUCGUCCUCAAAGAAGAAUACAGCAUCGAGCAGCUCGAAAGAUGAAGAUGGCGGCUCCAAGAAAGGGAUGAUAGUAACUUUUUUUUCGGUCUACUCGAAACAGGGCAGUGUUGUCAUUCACGGCGAUUUUUGGGCUGGACCCGAUUGUCUCCCGCUCGAGACCCGACAACUGAAGCAGCAAGUGAAGAUAUGACAAUUUUCCAAUAGUAGUACUCAGUUGCAAUUUUCUUGGAUACUUCUUGUGAACAAGCAACGAACUCGUAAGAGAGAAGUUAACAAGUUUUGAAUUGCAUUAGCAUUCCAUAAUCUUGAACAAAGAAAUAGAGCUGCACUACUUGUACUUACGACGUAGUGUUCACUAUUGCACGAGGUGUCUUUUUGCUUGUUUCAUAGGAAGCUUUGCCACCGGCUGGAGCAGCAUUCCGCGAGCUAGCUCUCAAGAAAGGGCCGCAGGGAGCUGGCUAUCCAAAUGUGAUUGCCGGGUCUUCUAGUACUUGCGCAGGUGUUGGAGCCGCUACUACAUCAAAAGAACUACGUCAAAAGCGUCCAGCUCCUAAGAAAAAAUCGCGGGAACAAGUCGGACCCGACCCGUUAGCUUCUGCUUUUGCGUCACUUGAGAAUGGUUGUGCGUGUCCAGGCGCAGGAGGAACUUCCUCUAGCACUACAAGAACUUCUAUAGUUGCGUGUCCAGGCGCAGGAGGAACUUCCUCUAAUUAUAUGACUGGUGUUGCUGUACCUCCUCCACGAGCAGCUGCACCAGGGGGCUCAGCCUUUCGUGGUGUACUAGAUUCGCGCUCCACCUCAUCGGUACUGAGACAGCGCGAAGAUGAUCAAGGACCUCGUGGAAGUGCGAGUGGACCACCAAUGAGCGCGCCACCCCUUAAAAAGGUCAAGCUCGAGCAAGAUGCUACUGGCGAAGGUGGAAAAGAAGGCGGUAAAAAUGUUGCAGAGCCGCUUGCAAUUAUGAGCAAAGUCUGAACGGUGUAGGUGUCUUCCAUGUCACAAAUAUUUCGUUUACGCCAUGCUUAUGUCGAACUCAAAGUUGACACUUCAUCAUAGUUCUUGGCUAUACAACUAGAUAAAUAGAAACUACAACUAGAACUGACUGUAAAAACUAGAUGAAAAACUAUUAAUAUACUACAACUUUAUCAUGAUACGAUGUCAUCAAACACCAUGAGUAUGUGCAUGAGCUCCACGAUCAAUCUAAACAUCAGCUAUAUCAUGGCAUCGUAGAAGCGCUUGCCUGGAAGAGUUAAUCAUCACGCGCAGCUCCUCCUCCUCGCCCUUUACGCUAAGAGUAAAAUCCCAAAUAUUCAAGACGCAUUGGCCCUCACGUUUCGACGGGACGUUUUCUGCAUUUUGCAAAAGGAGGCUGUUGUGAGUUUGUUUCUUUCAAGUGCAAUCACAAAAGAGGAAUUGGCACCGCGAACAACAGCUCCUCACGAGAACCGCCCGCCGUGUUUUGUACUCUUCCCUGCUUUUAUCUUUUUUCUUGUUCUUGUACAACUUCGAUUUCAUAACUUCUAUGAAUAAGAACUAUAAUGUAUAAAAACUUGUCUUCAGUUUGUAUUCGUUCUACGUACUUCUUGAAGAUUUUAUAUUACAGCUUGAAGAAUCUAAAUCGGAAACUACAUCAAAUAAGAAUAACCCGGACUACACGUCGACGACACAUGCACAUACUUAACAUGAUUAAGAAGCAUGCCUGCUGCUUCUGCUAAGUCCAUUUACAACAUCUUGAUCUCCUCAGGAGGCAGACGAUGAAACUGUGGUGCGUCACGGUGUCCAGGUCGAUGGCAGGAGUACUGUACAUUAAGAAUAACGCUGUAAGGAUCCAUCUUUGUGGGGGUCCAAAGAAAUCCAAGGGGUAAGUAACUCUAGAGCAGGCAUACUGUUCUUGGAGGAUAUCUGGACUUCCUCCACAGGAAUGAUCGAUUAAUUAGUGCCGUACUCUUGUCCACAGGGAUCGAUGCUGAACCCCUGUGGAGACGAGGAGAGGUCUAAUUACAGCAAUGGUUCGGGCGUCUGGUCGCGAGCAUUAUAGGCCACAGGAGCGCGGCUCCGGUUCCGCCUCAGUACCAAGCACGACCGGAGGAGUUUGUGGCGACUCUUCUACUCAAUGGCCAGCCGAUUGAAGGUUAUGGAACCCGUGCUCAUUUUUGUCCUACUUCAUCUCCGCAACUUGUUCCUAAAUAUUAGCAGUUUUUGGGCAGUCGAACUAGAAUAUACUGAAAACAACGAAAUCAAGGCUGUGCUGAGCAGGUAGUUGCUACGAGUACCAACUUAUCAUAACCGGGGAAGCGAGUAAAGCUAUAAUUAAUCUUGUCACUUUAAAAGUGACACUUUUCAUCUUGUAGCUCUAACGUGCUAGCGAAGUGGAUGGUGCCGGCUGGCCGCUGCGUCCCUUUGGGGCGCCUUUGAUUCCACUCCUAAGUGCCAACCCACCAGCUACAAGCACAACAUCAAGCACCACAUCAAGAAACUAUCAAGCCGAAUUAACAUUAAGGCUGAGCAGUAUUUUGAUGGGGGGAAGGAACUGCCUGGUGGAACGAGGGGUCCGUCGUUCGAUAUGUAUUCCAAUAGUGGAAAUCGAAAUAACUUACUUGGAGGGUCGUGUCCUCGUCAACUAUUCAUCUUUAUAAGAAAGAGGCGAUCUGCUCUUUUCCAUAACCCUCCUGGAGAAGUAAUCGUAAGCUCUAAAAGAAGGCCAAGGCGACCUGGGAGCAGCUCCGGCAUCUUCUGACUGGCUAAGGCACUCUGCUGGCACGCUGAGCCUCUGCGCCGUGAAGAGCAUUGGGAUUUGGAUCAAAAAGCAGAAAGAUCGCGGCUCUCUCAUCGUGCUGGACGAUGAUGACGAGUAGUUCGUUGUGGUCUGCAGUUUUUUUCAUAGAAGGCACUGCAAUGUUUGAUGGCCUCACAAGUAGACAAUAUUUAUAAUUAUACAUAGACACUAGACAAUAUUUAUAAUUAUAUUUAUACAUAGGUACAUAAGACCACGCGCCAUGACAUCAUGAUAUAUGGAUUCCACCGUCCACGACUCAAGCAAUAACGACAACAGCGACGCGCUUUCCUGCAUGUGUGACGACGAGAAGGAAAAGAAACGAGCAACAAGGACGCUUAUUUUGAAUUUCGCUGAGGAAGACGAGGAUUAUAGUUAGAAGUAGAAGACAUGAAGAUCAAAAUUCUGACAUAUAGAUAUGGAGAUGGACAAAGAGACACAAACAUCAAAGGAAGUCGAAAGAUAACUUACAUCAUUGCUGAAGAAGAAGAGCCUAGCGGUACUAGAGGUGAAAAUGGACUGACAGACACCGCAAAAAACUGUCCAUAGUUUUAGUUGUAAUAAAUGAAGGAAGAAGAGCAGAAACAAAGACAAAAUUCAUUUCUUUUAAAAACUCACCAAAAAAUUAUGUUUAUGACGUUAGCACUCUCGAAGAACACGCCUUCCCCUACCCGUACCCCUACGCAAACGCAAUAGAGAAGCUCGACGCAUGUGUUUGGGAUUUCCUACAAGCAAGAGCGUCUCAAAGUCAAAGUCAAUAGUUGACUUGUAGAUAUCAUACAUGACGCUUCUUCACCUGUGUUUGAGGAGUUGCGGCCUUUGGAAUUGGAAGUGAGCACUGAUCAACAAGAGGC